Messenger RNA from Scomber japonicus (chub mackerel), 3912 nucleotides. RefSeq names its product myosin binding protein C3 (gene mybpc3). NCBI's taxonomy places the organism in Eukaryota, Metazoa, Chordata, Actinopteri, Scombriformes, Scombridae. The coding region runs from base 1 to 3912 and encodes 1303 amino acids. The transcript is spliced from 33 exons. The record is from RefSeq and is a predicted model, not a curated record. Gene Ontology annotation, molecular function: protein binding.
AUGCCCGAGCCAACAAAAAAAGCAGUUUCAGCGUUUUCCAAGAAACCAAAGACUCAGGAAGCAGAAGCGGGAUCAUCAGUGGUCUUUGAAGCAGAGACCGAGAAGCCUGAUGCUAAAGUAAAAUGGCAGUGCAACGCAAAGGACAUUGCAAGUGACAAAAAAUACGAGAUCACAGCCAAUGGAAACAAGCACUCCCUCACUAUAAAAGCUAUUGCCAAAGAAGAUGCCAAUAUCUAUGCAGUGAUUGCUGGGGGGUCAAAGGUCAAGUUUGAGCUGAAGGUCGUAUCAAAGCCAGGUAACACCGAAGCUCCAGCUGAGGCCCCUGCUGAUGGAUCCAAGGAGCCCCAUGUAGAACCAGAGCAGACCCCUGCUCCACCUGAAGCAGCACCCACAGAGGACAAGCCCGCCGCCCCAGCAAAUGAUGCUCCUCCAUCUGAGGAUGGACAACCUCCAGACACCAGACAGGAUCUCACUGGCCUCUUCCUGGAGAAACCCAAGAGUGCAGAGGUCAUUGAAGGUCAAAAUAUCACGUUUGUGGCUAAAGUAAAUGCUGAAUCAUUGCUGAAAAAACCAACCAUCAAAUGGUUCAAAGGGAAGUGGAUGGACCUCGCCAGCAAAUCUGGAAAACACCUGCAGCUGAAAGAGUUGUAUGACCGCAACUCGAAGAUCUACACAUUUGAGAUGCAGAUCAUCACAGCCAAGGCUAACUUUGCUGGAGGUUACAGAUGUGAGGUGUCAUCUCGGGACAAGUUUGACAGCUGUAAUUUUGACUUGGCUGUACAUGAGGCUCGUGCUGCUGACACAGGCCUGGACAUAAGAGCAGCAUUUAGGCGGACGAAUGAAGCCGGUAAGAAGAGAAGUGGACCAUCAACAAGUAGCGUAGACGGAAAAGAAGACUCAGGAGAGCUGGACUUCAGCACGUUAUUAAAGAAGAGCAGCAGUUUCAUUAAAUCCAAUCGAGCUGUGCAGCAAAUCAACACAGACAGUGGUGUGGAUGUGUGGAAUAUUCUCAAAAAAGCUCCUGCUUCAGAAUAUGAGAAGAUUGCUUUUCAGUAUGGCAUCACCGACCUGAGAGGCAUGCUCAAGAGACUGAAGAAGAUGAAGGCAGAAGAGAAGAAAAGCGUAGCUUUCCUCAAAAAGAUGGAUCCUGCCUACCAAGUGGAAAAGGGACAUAAGAUAAAGUUAGCAGUUCAGGUUGCUAAUGAAGAUGUUGAUGUGAAAUGGCUGAAGAACGGACAAGAAAUUCAACCAACCGGAAGCAAAUACAUCUUUGAGAGUGUUGGAAACAUGCGCUACCUCACGAUCAACCACUGCUCAUUGGCUGAUGAUGCAGCAUAUUGCUGUGUGGUGGGUGACGAGAAAUCCACCACUGAGCUCUUUGUUAAAGAGCCUCCUGUCCAGAUUGUGAAGAAUCUGGAGGAUCAGAUGGUGAUGAAGGGCGAGCGGGUGGAGUUGGAGUGUGAAGUCUCAGAGGAAGGAGCCACUGUUAAAUGGGAGAAAGAUGGCGUGGAGCUGACAAGAGACGAGUCUUUCAAGUAUCGCUUCAAGAAAGAUGGCUGUAAACACAUCUUGAUUAUUAAUGAGGCUACAAAAGAAGACUGCGGCCACUACAAGGUUAAAACAAACGGUGGCGAGUCUAUGGCUGAGCUAAUGGUGCAGGAGAAAGACCUGGAGAUCUACCAGAGCAUUGCUGAUCUCACAGUGAAGGCAAAAGAUCAGGCGGUUUUCAAGUGUGAGGUCUCGGAUGAGACCGUGAAGGGUACCUGGUUCAAGAACGGAGUAGAGGUCAAGGCUGAUGCAAGAGUAAAUAUCACACAUAUUGGCAGGAUCCACAAACUGACCAUUGAUGAGGUGAAACCUGAGGAUGAGGGAGACUACACUUUUGUGCCUGAUGGUUUCGCUUACAAUCUUUCUGCCAAACUCAAUUUCUUGGAGGUGAAGAUUGAUUUUGUGCCACGUCAAGAUCCUCCUAAGAUCCACCUGGACUGUAUGGGGCGCACUGCCGACUCAACCAUCAUGGUGGUGGCUGGCAACAAGUUGCGUCUAGAUGUCCCUAUCACUGGAGACCCUGCUCCCACAGUGGUCUGGACCAAAGGACAGAAGGCUAGUUCUGUAAAACCUGACGGAGAAGAUAAAGGAGAGCCGGCAUCCUCUUGGACUGUGACGGAUGGGAAAAUCCUCACUGAGGGAGACGAGAGGGUCCAUGUGGAAACAAGCAAAGGCCACUGUGUCUUCACCAUCGAGGGGACCGAGAGGCAGGAUGAGGGAAUCUACUCUGUUGUGGUUCGCAACCCUGCCGGUGAAGACACUGCGGACAUUAAUGUGAAAGUUGUUGAUGUUCCUGAUCCUCCCCAGACUCCCAAAAUCCUCAGCGUGGGAGAGGACUCUUGUGUUGUCCAAUGGGACCCCCCUCGGUUCGAUGGUGGACAGCCAAUCAUUGGCUAUGUGUUGGAGAGAAAGAAAAAGAGGAGCUUCAGGUGGAUGAGACUGAACUUUGACCCUUUCCCUGGCACAACCUAUAACGCCAAGCGGAUGAUUGAAGGAGUGGAGUAUGAGAUGCGAGUCUAUGCUGUUAAUGGCAUCGGCAUGUCGCGCCACAGUGCUGCCUCACAACCGUUUGUGCCAGUCGCUCCUACAAGUGAGCCCAUCGGACUCUGCGUGGACGACAUCAGUGACACUACCAUCUCGCUGAAGUGGCGUUCACCUGAGAGGAUCGGCUCAUCUGAACUCGAGGGCUAUGGGGUCGAGUACUGCAAGGAGGGCACGGAUGAGUGGAUUCCAGCCAUUGAGGGUCUGACAGACAGGACAUCAUUGCUCAUCAGAGACCUCACCACCGGAGACAAGCUGCAGUUUCGUGUGCGGGCCUACAACAUGGCGGGGCCAAGUGCUCCUGCCACUCUGGCUCAGCCCGUCACCAUCAGAGAGAUAAUGCAACGCCCUAAAAUUUGGCUUCCCAGAAAUCUUCGCCAGACUUUGAUCAAGAAAGUUGGAGACACCAUCAAUCUUACGAUUCCUUUCCAGGGUAAACCCCGGCCUAAGGUUACAUGGAGUAAAGAUGGGGAGCUUCUUGACCCCACACGUGUCAGUGUGAGGAACAGCGAUGUAGAUUCAAUCCUCUUCAUUCGCAAAGCAGACAGAAAACACUCUGGGAAGUACGACCUCAAGUUGGAGAUUGAGAACGUGGAAGACAAUGCGAGCAUCACACUGCAGAUUGUCGACCUCCCAGGGCCCCCUGAGGCUGUGAAGAUCAUGGAUGUCUGGGGCUUCAAUGUGGCUCUAGAGUGGAAGCCACCUAAGGACGAUGGAAACACUGAAAUAACUGGUUACACUGUUCAGAAAGCUGACAAGAAGACCAUGGAGUGGUUCACAGUUUAUGAACACUACCGGAGAACCCACUGCGGCGUGUCUGACCUCAUUAUGGGUAAUGAGUACUUCUUCCGUGUCUUUGCCAUCAACCUGGUGGGUCUCAGUCCAGACCCCACCAGCACAAAAGACAGCGCCUAUAUACAGAAAACAGGUAUCGCAUACAAGCCGCCAUCCUACAAGGAGCACGACUUCUCGCGGGCUCCCAAGUUUACGCAUCCUUUGGUGAACCGUUCUGUCAUAGCAGGAUACAACGCCACCCUCAGCUGCUCAGUCAGCGGCAUACCAAAGCCCAAAGUGACCUGGUACAAAAACAAGAUGGACAUCUCAAAUGAAGCCAAGUUCCGGAUGCUCAGUAAGCAGGGUGUUCUGACGUUGGAGAUCCGUAAGCCCUGUGCAUUCGAUGGGGGAGUGUAUAUGUGCAAAGCGGUCAAUGACAGUGGAGAGGACGUUGUGGAGUGUAAGCUGGAGGUUCGCCCUCAAAUUGUUAAAGAAGAAAAGAAGAAGCCGGCACCGGCACCGGCACCGGUAGAGGAUACUUUUCAGUGA